Solenopsis invicta (red fire ant) is the source of this 4058-nucleotide messenger RNA. RefSeq names its product probable cytochrome P450 6a14. Gene Ontology annotation, molecular function: heme binding; monooxygenase activity; iron ion binding. The transcript is spliced from 6 exons. NCBI's taxonomy places the organism in Eukaryota, Metazoa, Arthropoda, Insecta, Hymenoptera, Formicidae. The coding region runs from base 1 to 1512 and encodes 503 amino acids. The record is from RefSeq and is a predicted model, not a curated record.
AUGGUACUUGCAGAAUUAAUCGCGGUUUUUAUUGGUGUUCUGAGUAUUGUGUACGUCUAUUACAAAUAUGUGAUAUUUAAUUUCUGGCGCAAGAAAGAUGUUUUUUAUGUUGAACCCGUUGUACCAACUGGAAAUAUAACUGGAAAAGAGCACGUAGGAGUAUUUUUCCAUGAUGCAUACUUAAAAUAUAAGGGACAUCGCGCUUUUGGAACGUAUACAUUUUUUAAACCGAAUUUGGUAAUCGCCGAUCUCGAUCUUAUACGAACGGUGUUAACAAAGGAAUUCCAGUCUUUUCAUGAUCGUGGAAUGUAUUGUAACGAAAAGAUUGAUCCAUUGACCGGCCAUUUGUUUCUUAUGCCUGGAAAAAGAUGGCGAAAUAUGCGCGUCAAGUUGACACCCACAUUUACUUCAGGAAAAAUAAAGCAGAUGUUUGUUAUAGUAAAGAAGUGUGGUGAAGAACUCGUAAAACAUCUGGAGAAUAAAGCUAAAAUGAGAGAAUCCAUCGAAAUAAAAGAUAUAUUAGCAAGCUACACAACAGACGUAAUCAUGUCAACGGCUUUUGGUGUCAAAUCGAACUGUGUUCAGAAACCGAAUAACGAGUACCGAGUCCAAGGAAAAAAAGUCUUCGAUAUAAAUUAUAUUAAGCUCGCUCUGGCUAUGUUUGCACCGCAAAUCAUGGAAUUCUUUUCUAUUCCUAUCACACCACAAUCAGUCACCGACUUUUAUAUGAAAAUGUUUCAAGAAGCUGUGGAAUACAGGCAAGCUCAUCAUAUCGUCAGACAUGACUUUAUGAACUUGCUCAUACAACUCAUGGAGAAAGGCUAUGUUGAUCCCGAAGAUGACAAAAAGACCAUCGACGAAUCAUCAAUCGUAAGUAAACUUACCAUGGCAGAAGCUACUGCGCAAAGUUUUGCCUUCUUUGUUGCUGGCUUUGAAACUUCCGCGUCGACAGCAACAUACGCUUUAUACGAAUUAGCACAAUACCAGAAUGUACAGGACAAGGUUAGAAAAGAAAUUGAUGAAAUGUUAAUUAAACAUGGUGAUCUAACCUACGAUGCCAUAAACGACAUGACAUAUCUUCACAAAGUAAUGAAUGAAACCUUAAGGAAAUAUCCAUCUCUUCCUAUCUUGAAUCGAAUUUGUACCAAGGAAAUAGACCUACCGACUACAAACAUUCGCAUACCAAAGGGAACACUAAUAACUGUACCGGUACUUGGAGUGCAUCGAGAUCCGUCGAUAUAUCCGGAUCCGGAUAAAUUCGAUCCUGAGCGCUUUAACGUAGACAAAGUAAAAGAAAGGCAUCCUUACGCUUAUAUGCCAUUCGGAGAAGGUCCACGAAAUUGCAUUGGUUCACGAUUUGGCUACUUACAAAUGAAAAUUGGACUUGUGAGCCUUCUAUCGAAAUACAAAUUCAAACUUCAUUCCCGAACCCCGGUACCGCUUAGUUUCAGUGAGAGAAGUAUAGUUCUCACAGCAAAAAGUGGUAUUCAUCUGAUUAUCGAGCCACGAUAAAGUUAUGUCCUUGAAUUUUUGUUUGUACAAACUCUAAUCUUUUAACUUAUGCCAUGAAUACAAGACAUAUAUGUUAAAAUAGCAAUUAGAUAAUAAGCCAAAUCUAUUUUUUAUUGUAUAUUUGUUCUUCUCACCAAUUUUUCUUAUUUUUAGACUUUUUCUUAAUUAUUCUUGUUUUAUUUAACUCCAUUUUUAUAAAGUAAUGAUGUCACUUUAAAAUUAUUUAAUAUUACUUAAUAUUACGGCUCAAAGUCAAACAAAUUUUAAAUUUGUGUAAAUCGUACUAUAAAAAGUUAUUUGAAAAGGUUAUUAAAAAAAAUUUUUUUAGUCAAAUAUAUUGCGUUAAAAUUUAAAUUUAGAAAAUUGAAUGCAUUGGACAUAAACCUUAAUAAUGUGCAAACUUUAAAAUGUUAACUAAAUGUAAUAAUGGUAAAUUUGCGUAUUUGAAAAAAAAAACCAGAUAUAAAACAUGACAACGAAUAGAGAUACAUAAUACAAAUCAAAUAAAGUGAAGAGAGCAAUUUCACCACUAUACAAGCUCACCACGCACCAACAAGGUAUUCACCUCUUUGAAGUCUUUAAAUUUAUCUAACAGAUUAAAGUAUAUAAGGUAAAUAUUAAAAAUAAUUUUGUUCUAAAAUAUUCUGUAAAUAAUUCUUUGUAUUAUACUAAGCAUCUUCUCUGAGUACUUCUAAAAUAUGAUAACAAAUAUUCUUUGAAUGUUUCUGGAACAUUUAAAUGGUCUGAUUUUUAUAUUCUAUACAGGAUGAUUAUUAAUGGUUGUACCCAUUUUUUACAAUAGGAGCAUAAUUUACCAACGCAUUUAUAAUUUCUAUUAUAAUAAUACAUUUCUAAUGUAAUAAUAUGCUCUUACGGUAAAAAGUAGGUACAACCAUUAUUAAUUACCCUGUAUGUAUAGUUAUAAAACAUCCUUUAAAAUAUUUUUGAAUAUUCUAACAUUUUCAACAAAUAUUUUGUUAUAGUCUAAAUGCACGGAUUAAACCUGGCAUUUUCGACAUAACAACCUAUCGCUGUAUUAGAAAUGCGAGAUUAUUACAUAUUCUUGAGCUACGUGCGGGCUUGUGACCAUGAUGAUCGCGACAACGCUAAAAAACUGACCUUGCAUGUUAUCAUAUAUGUAUUUAGCUCGAUGCGCGAAAGGAUGAGAACGAGAAAGUCUAUAAAUUCGGCUGCCUAAUUGUCGGCAGCGACAGUUUCGUAUCAAAGAUCAAAGUGUAUUGUCGUUAAAUCUAUGGUGACAUUUCGUCAUUUAUUUCAAAAGACAGUCCUUUAUUUCAAGCAGAAACUUUUUUAAUAAAUCUUCUACUCAAGUUUUUAAUCUUCUUCCGUUAUUUACAUUUUUUCGCAAGAUGCAACGUGACAUCUGUGUGUAACUCAUCAUUGAGAACUUCGAAUAUUUAUACCAUAGUUUUUAUCAAGAAAAUAAAUAGUCGUAACGGAAGUAAAUUACAAAAACGGGGAAGAAUAAAGUUAAAUAAAUGGAAAAGUGAUAGUAAGUGUUCUUCGAUCCAUCUAUCUUCUCCUAUCAGCAAUCUCUUCAUAGGCUCCAACCCUUUAGGCACACCAAAUUCCUCCAAUUUUCUUAUGUUGCACCAAAAGGUAUAAUUUAUAGAAUGUUUAUAUAAUGAAUUUGUGUUAUUUAGACUUGACAAAAUAACGAUUUGUUAAAAUUGACAAUUUUGCGACUAUCAAAGCACGAAAAAAUUACAUUAAAUAAAAGAACGCAUUUACUGUGAAUUUUUUCAAGAAUUAAUGUUGUCUAUAAAUGUAAAAUAUAUAAAUUUAAAAUAAAUGUAAUACUAGUGCAAAAAUAUUGGUUUAUUGUGAAAUAGAAUUUCAAAAAGGGAUAAAAAUGAACGGUCGUAGAAAAAUAUUGGGAAUAACCAAAACAAUUUUAUCUACCAUUUCUGUUACUUUAUAAUUACACACAAAAAAAUUCUGUAAAUAGACAACUUUUAUUAGACUGUUUCUUACGAACAUCAUUUUUCUAAUGUAAAAUUUAUCGUAAUAUCUGCCAGUAGACACACUGUAAGAAGAGCAAUGCCAGAAACUAUCAAGACUUUUGCACUGAUUUAAUAAUCAGAAUCUUCAAAAAAUUUUAAAACGUUAAAAUAUCUCGAGAAUAAUUUCUAGCAAUUAAAUAUAUCAGAAUAAAAGUUGUAGAAUUUAAAAAAAAAUGUACCUAACGGUGAUGAAAGUUUGAUUUUGAGUAGAGUCUGCAAGAUUAUAUAAAAAUCAAUUGAAUUUCUUAAAUAAAGCACCCGAUUUGUUAUUGUAUAUACUUAUAGCUUGUUUUAAAAUAUUUCCAAAACAUAAUAAUCAGAGGGAUCUGAUUAUAGAUUUGAAUCUCGGUGCUUCUUUUCCUCACUCCGAGCGCCGCACGCAACAGAGCCGAUUACACCAGUAACGGUGUAAUUUUAAUGUAGUAAACGGGAUGCCACCGCACGCAGCCAUAUAAUUAAUAUUUCUUAUUUUGUGUAACAAAUUUAUUAUAAUGUCUAAUAAAAUACUUCGAUAAAUUGUGG